Ananas comosus (pineapple) is the source of this 2880-nucleotide messenger RNA. RefSeq names its product cyclic nucleotide-gated ion channel 17-like. Bases 362 to 2473 code for a protein of 703 amino acids. The record is from RefSeq and is a predicted model, not a curated record. Gene Ontology annotation, cellular component: membrane. The transcript has 7 exons. NCBI's taxonomy places the organism in Eukaryota, Viridiplantae, Streptophyta, Magnoliopsida, Poales, Bromeliaceae. Gene Ontology annotation, molecular function: monoatomic ion channel activity. Gene Ontology annotation, biological process: transmembrane transport; monoatomic ion transport.
AAAAUGGUCGUCGGAGUACUACUGCGACUACUCAGUUCUCCUUUCCCCUCCAAAUCCCAAUUUGGGCCGAAACAAUCGAAACCCUCGUUCAUCCCCGAGCUCGGCGUCGAUUUCUACACCUGAAUCCGAAUCCCCACGCCGACUUUUUUCCCAUUUGAGCUGAUGCCCACAUGAGGAGGACAUGAGGAGGCGAUCCAUCUCUGGAACUGCGAGCAAUGGUGGUUUCUACUGGUUUUAAUCCGAAUUUUUGGUGUUUUCGUGGGGGAUUACGACUGGGGUUUUGAUUUGUGGGUGAAUUGGAUCGGUUUUGCGAGCCAUUAGGUGUAGAUUCAUGGUGGGUUUUGUUGAAUAGUACUUUCCCAUGUUUGGAUCGAGGAGAGUUGAUGAUAUGGUGGAGCUCAAGAGGCAGAGAACCGUGAGGUUUUAUUCUGAUGAGAAGAGAAAUUUACCCACCCACAAUGUCCCCAAGCAAAGAUUUGGAGAUGCUAAUAAUAAAAAGAGCAAGCUACUUGCUAAAGACGACGAGCCGUGGCGAAAGGGGGUGCUCAACCCAGGAAGCGACUUUGUUCUGCAUUGGAACCGUGUUUUCCUGAUUUCAUGCUUGAUUGCUGUAUUUAUAGAUCCUAUGUACUUUUAUUUGCCUUCUAUUGAUUACGGCAAUCACACUUCAUGUAUUAAGACGGAUCGGCAUCUCACUGUUGUCGUUACUGUUUUCCGAUCGCUUGCUGAUUUCUUGUAUGUAUUACACAUCGUCUUUAAGUUUCGGACUGCAUACGUUGCUCCGGACACGAGGGUUUUCGGACGGGGAGAGCUUGUCAUGGAUCCGAAGAGAAUUGCUUGGAGAUAUUUGACUUCAGACUUUGUUAUAGACCUAGUGGCUGCAUUGCCUUUGCCACAGAUUGUUAUUUGGCUAGUAAUACCAGCUGCUGGUAAUUCAAGUCCUGAACAUAACAAUAACACCCUUGCCAUGAUCGUUCUAAUUCAGUACAUUCCAAGAUUAUAUCUCAUAUUUCCUUCAAGUUAUGAGAUAAUUAAAGCUACUGGAGUUGUUGCAAAGACUGCCUGGGUUGGAGCUGCAUACAAUCUACUGCUUUACUUGAUAGCUAGCCAUGUCUUAGGAGCAUUGUGGUACUUGUUAUCAGUUGAUCGCCAAACUACAUGUUGGAAACAAGUAUGCAUGCAAGAGGAUGUCACUACGAACAUCCCAUUUUGCCGUGUUAAGUAUCUGGAUUGUGACUUCUCAAGCCAAGAAAAACAAAUUUGGGCGAAUAGCACAAAUGUCUUUACGAACUGUGAUGCUACUAAUAGUAGCAUUUCUUUCAACUUUGGCAUGUUCCAGCCCGCAUUGUCCAAUCAUGUUCCUGCUCAACAGUUUGUCAAGAAGUACUUCUAUUCAUUUUGGUGGGGUUUGCAAAACCUUAGCUGCUAUGGCCAGAUUUUGACUGUGAGCACUUUCAUCGGGGAGACAUUGUUUGCUAUAUUUUUAGCAGUCCUUGGUCUUGUCUUAUUUGCCCAUUUGAUUGGAAACGUGGAGACUUACCUUCAAUCAAUUACCGUGAGGGUCGAAGAAUGGAGACUAAAGCAAAGAGACACGGAAGAGUGGAUGAAACAUCGCCGACUCCCUCAUGAUCUGCGAGAAAGAGUUAGGCGAUUCAUCCAAUAUAAGUGGCUCGCAACGCGUGGCGUGGAUGAAGAAUCCAUGUUUAAGUGUCUCCCUGCAGAUCUUCGUCGAGACAUCAAACGCCACCUCUGCUUGGACAUUGUUCGCCGGGUCUCUUUCUUCUCCGAAAUGGAUGCUCAACUCCUCGACGCCAUCUGUGAGCGGCUUGUAUCUUCCCUGUGCACCGAGGGUACCUACAUCGUCCGUGAGGGUGACCCAGUGACCGAGAUGCUCUUUAUUGUUCGCGGAAAAUUAGAAAGCUCUACCACCAAUGGGGGCCGCACUGGCUUCUUCAAUUCCAUAACUCUAAAACCUGGGGACUUCUGUGGCGAGGAGCUUCUGGGGUGGGCCCUCCUCCCGAGGUCUGUUGCCAACUUGCCCUGUUCCACCCGAACGGUAAAGGCUCUUGUCGAAGUAGAAGCCUUUGCUUUACGAGCUGAGGACCUAAAAUUUGUAGCGAACCAAUUCAGGCGGCUUCAUAGUAAGAAGUUACAGCAUGCCCUCCGGUUCUAUUCGCCCCACUGGAGGUCGUGGGCUGCUUGCUUUAUUCAGGUGGCAUGGCGGCGGUUCAUGAGGAGGAAGGGGGCAAAGGAGUUAAGCUUGAGAGAGUCGUCUUUCUACUCAAGAUCCGAAGAGGAGAGCGGUUCAACCGUGGUAUCUUCUUCUAAGUGUAAACAGAGCAUUGGGGUAAUCAUUUUGGCUUCCAAUUUCGCUACUAAUUUGAGAAAAGGGGCACGGAGGAUCAAAGACAUCGAUAUGCCUAAGUUGCAGAAGCCAGAUGAACCAGAUUUUUCAGUUGAGCCUUUUGAUUAAGGUGUAUUGGUUUAUGGUGGCUCAUUAUGAUGGUUAUUCUUUUAUUCAAUUCCCCCGAUGAAUGAAGGAAUGGUAUAGAGGGUUGCUUUCUGUAUCGUUUGAGGUUGAUGGUAUCUAAUCUCCAGACAAGUAGAUCACUGAAGCAGAGUGAAAGCGCAGCAUCGUAUCAGUGAUGAAGCCUAUCUGUUUCAUCCGCGGAUCUGCAAGAGGAAAGGGGUUAGUCUUUAGUAUUUUUAGUGUUGUACAUUUAUGAUGUAUUUAUUGAAUUAAUAUCACUAAGUCGACAAGCAUUGAUCAUUAUUACAUUGCAAACAUCUUAGCUUCUCUUUACUGUUAGAAAUUCUCCUGAGUUUAUUUUACCUAUGUAGGCCAUUUAGACUGUUGUUGCAUCCUGUGGAUUUUCUUUA